UGAUCCAUUGAUUCCAGAGCUGUUUUCGUUUACUGACCAAUUUGCAGAGGCACAGUACAAAUGGUUCUAUCCAUGCAAUCAGCCGUCAUUCAACGGAUACAGUAAUUACAAGCAAUACCAACCAAGGUGA
This is a messenger RNA of Paraglomus occultum, 130 nucleotides long. The record is from the annotation of a GenBank genome assembly. Lineage: Eukaryota; Fungi; Glomeromycota; Glomeromycetes; Paraglomerales; Paraglomeraceae.